AACUCUCUAAUGAAGGGAAAACGCACAAAGAAAACAAAAAUGGCUGGCGACGAAUGUUUAGGGCAAACACUGAAUGUGUUAAAUGUUAUUUCCCGGAGCCCAGAGAACUUCUUAGAUGUUCAUAAAAAGAAUGCUGAAUGUUUAAAGGAAACUACGAAAAAGCUGUAUGAUUUGACUUUCCAAAAACUUCCUGUCAAAAAGGCUGUUUCUCAAUUAAUUGUGGACAGUUUUGAAAAUGAGCAAGUUUGGGAAGAACUUGAGUUGUACAACAGUGCAGUGAUAUCUGAAUUCAUCACUGAUUUGUCUCAUCUAAUUGCUGGGAAGGAGCGGAUAUCUUUUAAAACUUCUAAAUCAUUACUUGACAAGAAUGAUGACAGUGAUGACGAUGUUGAUGAUAGUAAUGGUGAUGAUGAAGCCUCGGAUGAUGCAGAAGAAAAAGAGGUAGAGGAAGAACCAUUGGCUGAAAAUUCAGAAGACAAAGAGGGUGAUGGUGAUGACAAUGAGGAUGAUGAUGAUGAUGAUGAUGAAAGUGACAAAGAACUGGAGAAGAUAAAGUCAAACUUGAAAAAAUAUGAACAACUUUCUGGAACUAAGCAAAUAGAUUCUGAUAUCGGUACUGAUUCUGAGGGUGAUCCCAAUGACUUGGCUACAGAAUUCCAGGAAGAUGUUUCAGAUGGGGAAGAUUCCAAAGACUCAGAACCAAACCAACAGGAUGAAGGUAAGCCAAAGAAGAAUAAAACUAAAUCAUCAGUUGUGGACGACAAUUUCUUCAAACUCUCUGAAAUGGAAACAUUUCUCAACCAACAAGAUGCUCUUGAAGCAAGGAAGAUGAAACAUGGUGAUAUGGCAGAAGAUGAAGAGGAUGAUAUUGAUGUCUUUCAAGACAUUGGAUCAGAUGAAGAGGAAAAUGUAAAAGAUUUGAAAUUCAAGGAUUUCUUUAGAGGUCCCACGGAAACACUUAAUCAAAAGAAAGUGAAGUUUGCUGAUAUUGAUGACAAUGAUGACCAAAAUGAUGAUGAAAACGAGAGUGAAGAAGGAGAAGACAUUUCAGAGAUUGUUGGUGGGCAGGCGAAUAAAUCUACAUUUGAACUACGGCAAGAGAGAUUGAAGAACAAAAUUGCUAAGCUUGAAAAAGCAAGUGUUUCUGAGAGUCCCUGGCAACUGAAAGGAGAAAUUGAUGCUACUGCCAGACCUGAAAAUAGUCUUCUAGAAGAACAUGUCCAGUUUGAUUCCACCUUGAAGUUACCACCUGAAGUCACUGAAGAAUCUACAAAGACCAUUGAAGACCUCAUUAUUCAAAGAAUCAAAGACCAAGCUUGGGAUGAUGUUGAACGAAAAUCCAAGGUAGCCGUGACACCAUUUGAAUACAAGAAAGCUGUUGUACUCAACCAGGAGAAGAGUAAAUUGAGUCUUGGAGAAAUCUAUGAGAGAGAAUUCCUUCAACAACAGCAGCCUGAAACAAAUGACAAGGAGAAAGGAGAAGACCCAUUACAUGAAGAAAUUGAUAAAAUGAUGAAUUCCCUUUUUCUGAAAUUAGACUCCCUGUCAAACUUCCACUUCACACCAAAGCUGGUAAGCUACAAAGAGAAAUCUCUCUCUUUUAUUCCUGUAUCAGUCAGUGACCUACAGCUGGCAGCGCCCAAAGAAUUAUUGGAACCUCUCCAAACGACCCUGAAGGGAAAAUCAGAGUUUUCAGCUGCUGACAAGAAACGUCAGCGGAAAAUGAAGAAAAAAUUGUACAAAUUGAAACAGAAAGAGAAAGAAAAGCAACAGAAAGCAACAGAAAGCUUGAAUCCAAAUUCAGAAAAGACUGCCAAAGCUGUAGCAUUAAGGAAACUGGAAAAACAGAGUAAAGGGAGCAAACGAAUAACAAUUCUGAAGACCAAAGAUAAGAAAAGGGUGAAUUCUUCAGCUGCAUUCUUCAGUCAACUCCAAAAUGAAGUCAGGUCCAAUGAUAUUUCAUCUAAACAUCCUGCCAAAAAGCAGAAAGUGAGCCACAAAUCUGCAAUAUCGUUAAAGCUGUAAAUUAAAUUGGUUCUAAGUUCCAAAUGUAAAUAAAACAUAAUGUUUUCAAA
Octopus bimaculoides (California two-spot octopus) is the source of this 2075-nucleotide messenger RNA. RefSeq names its product U3 small nucleolar ribonucleoprotein MPP10. Gene Ontology annotation, cellular component: small-subunit processome; Mpp10 complex; nucleus. The record is from RefSeq and is a predicted model, not a curated record. NCBI's taxonomy places the organism in Eukaryota, Metazoa, Mollusca, Cephalopoda, Octopoda, Octopodidae. Gene Ontology annotation, biological process: rRNA processing.